AGAGAAAAACUGCUUAGAUAUGAUAUUGAAUCCAAAACUGAGAACAAGUAAUGUAAAGUAUAAUUAAACUUACAAUGAUUACGUACGAACUAAAUUGAAUUGGGAGAAAUGGAACAAAAACAUGAAGAAAGGAAGCUGCUUGGUUUCUAAUUGGUGCUGCGGCUAUUCUAGAAAUAAAGAGAAGAAAAUCUACUGCUGUCUUCUGGUUUGCUGCUGCGGCUAAUUGGAAUAAAGAACAGACAGAAUAGACGCUGUGGCUAAAAUGAAAAAGUGAAAAACUCUGCUGCGUCUAAGUGCUUAGAGGAGAAUGAAUGGAAUGGUGCGGCUGUCUUUUUCUCUUGUAUGCACGAAUGAAAGAAUGGGCUCUUUUCGGUUGCUCGUUCCAGGGAACAAAAAGAAAACCUCAGCUCUUCCUUUUUUGUUUUUUUUUGGGCUUACAGUGAAUGAACAAAAUGCUGCGGUUUUUUUUUCUUUAUUGGAAUGCAUUUAGGGCUGCACCAAAUAACUUAUAAAAGAACUCUGAAGCGAUCCGGCCCAAACAGUUCACCACAAAUUCAGCCUAUAACAAUCACAACUCACCACAACUGCUAAUAAUAUGUAACUUUACCAUCAAAUUACUCCAAAAAUGUCAAAUUGUGUACAAAAAUACUACACCGAAUACAAAUGCCACCGGGACCGAAAAAUAACAAAUUUUCACUCAAAACUCCCAAUAGUCAUCCGGUUUAUUAUAAAAAUUAGACAAUUAACACCCAAAAUAUGGGUGAAAAGAUAGGAACGGAACGAGCCUAUCAAAUCUCCCCACACUUGAGCGUUGCUUGCCCCCAAGCAACAAUGCAUUAAACCCAUGGAAAACAUAAAUAAUCACAUGUAACACCUGAUUCAAAAAUCAUUCACACCCAAAACAAAUGACUGCACAAGAUCUUUUCUUUCUUAACAACGAAACCAAGAUUCACAUGCUAAACAAUAUUUUCAAAAGUAAAGUCCCUCUCCAACCAACUAAAAUGUAAAGAAAAACAUGAUGGUCCCAACGGUGUAGGUGUGUGAAAUUCAAACCACCAAUCAUUCCAAAAACCCAAGAAUUGUGUGAUAAAACUGGUAUACUCAUGAUUCUUUUUUUUUUUUGAAUAUGUAAAGUUGACAAGGUUCUGGAUUACAGGACUGAUUCAAGUUUUAGGGCCUGGGAGUUUAUCUCAUUACUGUGUACUCAACUCUCACACGAGGUGAUUCGCGAGAUGAGCAGAGCCCCAUUUCGGGGAUGAAAUUCUCGACACACGAAGUGUAACCCCAUUACAAGAAUCAGUUACCUGCUUAGCAUGAAGUUAUCCCGAUAUGCUUAGAAAGCAGAGCUCCUUAUGGAGUAAGGAUUUUCAACACCUGGCCAGUUAAGGAAUUUUUGAUGCGAACUAGUCAAUCACGAGUAAAACCGAAUUCAAUCAACACAAAUCAAACCAUCCAACAUGCCAACAUUUCCCAAGAAUAUACACACCACCCCGAUGAUUACACCAUUACUAAUUCUUUCCAAGAAAGAUGGAGGAGAUGGGAGAUUACAAAAGAAAGUAAAGAUUAACAAGUUACCUCUGUUGCGUUGCUAAACUAGAAAAAAAAACCGUGCACCUCAAAAUGUUGUUGGACAGAAUAACCUCAUCACCAAAUGCCAUGUACAAGCAACAACCAAACCUCCCCACACUUAGGGGUGACAUCGCCCUCGAGGUCAAAGAAAAGAUUUAAAACAAAAAAAUAGCAGGGGCAAGUUAAAAAAUAAAAAGAUUUCCAGCCCGGCAGCACUAUCAUAAUCAGAAUAAUAAUCAACACCAAUCAACAAAGGAGUAAUAUGAGAGUAAACACACAUUAUUAGCAGCGUAGUAAAAGUUGGCAGAUUACCGUACAAGCCAAACGAUGGUGAAUAACCUCCAGAAUACUUCAUAUCUCCGCAUCAACUAGCUCCUCGGUCUCUGGUGGUGAUAUGUCAACACAGAAUAACUUUAAGACUCUGCAUUUGAUGCUUCCUCGAUCUCCUGUGGUGGAAAAUCUGGUAGUGUGCCUAAAACUAUGAUCAUUGGGCUGGAAUGACUCUCCUAGACGUGUAGAGGCCGCUGAAUCCUGCCACUGGAAUGCUGCAAUAAUACUUACUGAGGCUGGCCAGUUCAUUCGUGGGAGAAGAGGACAGGUCAAGGUACUGACCCACGACCUAACUUGAUGUGUGAACUGCUGCCCGGUGUGUUAGCUCACGUUCUGGCUGCUACCAUGGAGGUUUACUCCUCAUGAGGAAGUGAGGAACCCGCUAAACAGAUCUGGUCCCGUGUCUUUUCAAGCUAAAAGGAGCUUGAAACUCUAUGUCUCCUGUGCAGAAUGUUGUUCCCAGAAGUACUCAGUCCGAAUUUUUCUUUCCGUCCGAAAGAGAGCUACUGGAACUCCUCCAUCUGCACCUCAAAGGCCAGCUGCUCUAGUCCUAAAAAAAAUCAGCAUGUGGCGUCAUCAAGAAUCUCCCUCAGUCUGUCAAAAUCUUCAUUUUUUGAGCAAGUGCAGGUCUUGAAUCCGAAUUCAGGUCAAUGACCUGAUGUGAAACUGCAGCAGCUGAAUAGCCCCAUCAACAUAGGACGUUUCUUCAUAAAGACCAGUCAAUGAUCACCAUGCAGCACCUACAAUUCAAAGCAACAAAGAAAUCCAACCGCAAAACCACAAGACGAAAUCACAAAAACAAAGGGGAAAAAAGGCAAAAACAAGAAAUAAUAAACUCCUGAUUCUAUUUUUUUUUGGUAAUUUUUUUAAUGGUGGGUUGCCUCCCAGAAGCGCUUCUUUAACGUCACUAGCUUGACAAGGAUUCUCAUUCCUAACCUGGUUCAAGGCUUAAAACCUCCUUAAAGUCAACAAUAAACUCUUCGAAGAUAGUUAUCAUACAACGCAUAAAUGUCACCAAUUUUUUCUUUUGUCCCGACUCUAACUGAGCUGAAAUAAUAACAGGGUGCUGGCCCUCUAAGUCCAAAAACGCAUACUCCAAAUGACUAGGGAGUGGUUUGAGUUCAAGAUUAACCUUAUCAGUGGGCUGUUCCUCAAACUCAGUAAGCAACUUAGAGAAAACAUCAUCCUUAAUCACCUGCUCGCAAUCAACAGUCAUUUCUUCUUCAUUUUCGGCCACAACAUCCCCCAUAUAAUGAAUGUCACUAUCCGGUGGGGUAAUAUCACUAUCGCCUCCAAACAAAUACCCCUCCACUGACUCAAACAUAUCAAGAUAAUUGCAUGAUUCAGUGGGAUCUGAGGCCUUACUCAUCACAUCUGAGAGUUUAAAGGUACACACAUCGUCCCCAACUCUCAGAGAAAGUGAACCAUCAGCAACAUCAACAAGGGCCCUAGCAGUAGCUAGAAAAGGCCUCCCUAAAAUAAUUGGAGUCUCACGAUCUUCCUCCAUGUCCAUGACAACAAAAUCAACAGGGAAUAUGAACUUUUCCACCCGUACUAAUACAUCCUCUAGAAUUCCUUUCGGGUAUUUCACCGAUCGGUCCGCUAGCUGGAGGCUCAUACGAGUGGGCUUAAGUUCACCCAAGCCAAGUUUCAUGACCACAGAGGAAGGCAUCAGGUUGAUGCUAGCUCCUAAAUCAGCUAAAGCAUUAUUAAACUUAAAAUUUCCAAUAGAACAAGGUACAAGAAAACUCCCUGGGUCUUUUAAUUUUGGAGGCAUGGUCUUCAGAACAACUGCUGAACAUUCUGCAUUAAGAUCCACCACUUCUGGCUCCUCCCACCUCCUCUUUUUGGUGAGGAGGUCCUUCAGAAACUUUGCGUACCUCGGCAUCUCUGUCAAAGCCUCCAUGAAUGGCAUAUUAAUAUGCAGCUGCUUUAGAUGCUCCAUAAAUCUGAUCAGGUUCGCGUUAUCAUUGCUCUUCUUCACCCGUGUAGGGAACGGGAGGGGUGGAGUCUUCUUACUCUCCGCUUUCUUCUGAGAAUCUUCUUUUUGAGCUUCAUUACUCUUUGCUGGAAUAGGGGCAGCCACUAGUUCUUCUUCAACCUCCUGGGAAUCUGAGCCUUGAGGUUGCUGGUCAUCUCUUUGUUGAGGUACUGGCAGAAUAUCAUCUUCUUUAAGAGUUCUCCCGCUGCGUAGUGUAACUGCCUGCACUUGCUCCCUUGGAUUGGGUUCUGUUGAAAAAAAAUGAUGUUGAUGAAUUCUUGAGUCCGUUGAUUUUCCCCAAAGUUUUGUGAUUGAGUCCCUUAAAUGCUCUUGUUGAAUGCUCUUACGAGUGCUGUUAAAAUUCCUUGAAUUAUUUGUUUUUGAGCUUGUUCAAUAAGGGAAAGAAUGUGUGAGGAUGUAGGUUGCUCGCUUUGCUUAUGAAAAUUCUUCCGAUUUGUAGUGGCAUGUCGCGCGUUUGUUGCUUUGUCGGGGCUUUGAGUGUUGUACUUCAUAGUUGUGAUUCUUAGGGAGUGCGCUAGUGGGCUACUUAUCCUUUGAUAUAGUGUGGUUGUUCCCGGGCUAAUUCUUUAUUGUUAUUGAAAUUGUCCAGAUGCCGCGGGCCAAGGGGAAGAAAGCGGCAUCAUCUUCACGCGCUCCCAAGGAUGUCCCACCGCCAUCUAAGCGGUCCCGACGUCGUGCCCCAUCAUCUCAUGCUACUGACGAGGAGUCGGAUGAGCCAUCGCGAAGACGGAAGACUGCCCCACCUCCUCCUUUGAUCCCCAUUGCGUCCCUUCCGCCCCCGAUCGCUUACUUUGCUAAAGAGCCAUCCUACCGGGUGACCUACAGUGGGCUUCAUCAAAAGCCCAUGGUACGACCCCGCGUAUUUGACCCUGUAGCACUGACAUCGGCGGGGGUGUGGGAUGAGAUUUUAGAGCUUCUGUGGGGGGAUUGGGCAGUCUUUUUCUCCAUUCGUGAGGGGGUGCACUCGCUCCUCACAUAUGAAGUUCUCUCCACGCUUACUAUUGAGCACACGAUUCGGGACCCAGAUUACCGCUUCUCUUUCAUGGCGUGUGGGAAGCGCCGCCAGAUGUCUAUCGGACAGCUUGGCGUCGCCCUUGGCUUUUGGAGCGAGGAGUUCCUUGACACCACAGAGUAUCACGCCCUUCCUCUUCAGGCUCCCGCGAGCCGCGAUCGCCAUGCCUUCUGGAAUGCCCACUCUGUCAUUGGAGCCCCUGAUCUACACUCAAAGAAAUGCAAAGCCACAUCACUUAAGUCGCCGGCUUGGAAGGUGGUCCAUAACGUCAUCGCGCACUCCCUACAUUUUAAGCCCCGCAACUCCACCACUUUCAAUCUCAAUGAUCUUUCGGUCUUCUAUUCUAUGGCGACCCGGACAAGGGUCAACACAGCAGUGGAGGUCGCCGGCAUGUUAGUGGCCCAGCAGAGCAGCUCAGUGGGCGGGAUCACUUGUGGGCCUAUUAUCACCAUGAUGGCCAGGUACUUGGGGUGCACAUCUGCGGAGUUAGCGCCAUUUGGCCCGUUCAUACCUGCUUUCUUUGAGCCGAUAUCCUCUCGAACGAUCCAGCGCCUAAAGCUGGAGCAGUUGCACCCGAGUGGUGGAGGUGCCCAUGUUACUCCCCCGAUCGAUACAGCGGUAGACACAGAGACCGACGCUGGUGGUCGUACCGAUGCGGCUACUGAUGCCGAGACAGAUGGCGCCACCGACACCGAUAGCAGAGUCCCACCCCGCCACCCCCCGCGUCCCACGUUUCAAUAACCCGAGCCCUGGACAUGCCGAGCUCCUCCGCGCCAUCGCCGGUCUCAGCCUACGAUUCGACCAUGUUGACACUUCUAUAGGAGCACUACACCAGUGUGUGCGUUCUGUAGAGUCUUCCAUUUCCCGUAUAGAGGGGAACUGGGACACGGCGAUGGGUCGCAUCACUUCACUGGAGGAGCGGGUCUCUACUUUUCCCUCAUCCCGUCCGCCGCCAGGUGGCUCGGGUCAGCCUUCUGCAAAUGGGAGCGAGCCCAUGAUUGAUGCCACUCAGCCCCCAUUCAUAUGAUUCACUCAUGCACUACUUGUUUUCUUUAGUUUUGUAUUUUUAUUUUCUGUUUGAAACUCUUGCUUUACGGGGGCGCCCAGACGCUUUGCGCUUCAUCUACGGUAUGUAUGCUACUUUAUGGGGACGCCUUGACGUUUAUUUUUGUAUUUAUGGGGGCGCCCCGACGCUCUUUGUUGUGCUUUCAUGAUCCUAUCUGCUUGUAUGCUUGCGCUUGGGUUCUUGAACCCCUCCACUGUGCUCUCUUGUUGAGACAUCGAGGCCGAUGCCUGAUUCUAAGUGUGGGGGGGUUGUGCGCUUUUCUUGAAGUGAACUAAAGCUUGUGAUUGUGGGUUUGAGUGUGGUCACUUUGACAUUUCUUGAUUGUUGUCAAGAAUGAGUUUGUAGAUGCAUGUGAAUAGGUGUAUAAACUUGUUUAAAGGUGCUCAUUGAUCAACUCUUUUGUUUGAGAUUUGUUAGGAGUUCACAUUUUGACCACUUGAGAGUUUAGAGACACAUCUUUCACACACUCACACUCAUUGCAUGAAAUGAUGAAGGCACUAGUUCACCUCCACCCAUCCACAUUUCCACUUCCAUAACCCUACGUCGUCCCCUUUAGGUGAGGCCCCGUUGAGCUUGAUCAUUUCUUUCUCUAUCCGAUUAUUGCUCUAUGGCCAUAUUGCUUCGACUUGGGACCGUGUUGGGUGUUUGAGUUUUCAUUAGGUUUUGACAGGUACACAAUGGGUGGAUUCUCCUUAAAUUUUGCCUUUGAGGGGGUUGAGAUGCAAUGACGACUAGGGUGAGCAUGGCCGCCUUUUGAAUCCUAAUGUUCCUCAUUUGUCAGGUUGUGUCGAAGUUAUUGGUUUGGGACAUUAUCCUUGGGAAUUUCAUCUCCGUGAAGGGGCUCUGCUCUACUCGUUAAUCGUGUUCUGCGAGAGUAGAGUAUAUUUUACAUGAGAUAACCCGACAAAUCAGUAAUUAGGCACAUCCAUGACCAACCAUUCCAAAAAAAAAAAAAAAAAAAAAAAAGGUUGACUCAUCCCCAUACUGAACCAAAACCCAUUUGCACACUUAAGGUAUACACUAGCAGGUGGUUGAGCCUUGAGUGUGUACCAUUGCUUGCCCACUAAAGUCGGAGCUAUAGAUGAUACCCUUUCGGGUAAGAACCCUAGUUGUGCCUUGAUGACCUUUGAUUACGUUUACAUCUGACCGUUUUUAGAUUUUUGGCCUAAACCAUCACCUUGCUACCCCAUACCUUUCAUCCAUCUUAACCAUCCCCAUAAGUCCUUUUGAUCAUGCCUUGAGUUUAGAAUGUGAGAGAGAGGUGACCUUGUGAGGAUAAGAGUGGAAAAAUGUUGACCGUGUGCUUGUGUUACUCCUUGCUUGUCUCUAUGUUGAAAGAAUUAAUCAAUGUGCAUCUUUAUCUUGAUUAUGCAUUCUGUCUCAUGACAUUCACUAUUUCUUGUAUACACUCAUUCAUUCUUGACUCAAUUGGUUGGUGCCUUGGGAACUCAUUGAACUUGUGCUCCGAGUUUUAGUUUGCUUGAGGACAAGCAAAGACUCAAGUGUGGGGGAGUUGAUAGGUGUGAAAACACUUAAUACUUUCUCAUAAAAUAUAGUCUUUGUUUGUUAACCUUUGAAGAUUUUUGCCCCAUUUUGGUUAAAUUUGUGCAAUAUUUUGGUUGUAGGAACCAUGAUAAGUAUUUGAGCAUUGUAGGGGUGAAAACGAGCAUUUUGAAGAGUCUCGAGAGCAUAAAUGGAUGAAUUGAAAACCCCGGGGACCAAGCGGAGCACAAGGAAGCAAGAAAUGAAGACUUGGAUGUGUUUUGGUGGAAGUAGCAUCAGGAACGCCAUAGGGGACGCCGUCCCUUCCGGCGUUCCCCCGUUUUGUUCCACCGGAUUUCUGAUACAAUGUCCCAGGUGUGGGAACGCUGGCAGGGAACGACGUUCCUGUCAGCGUUCCUGAGAGAACGACGUCCCAUUUGCGUUCCUCCCAGCGUCGAACUCUCUGCCAGCGGGUUGUUUGAUUUUGUAAAGUUAGGAACGCUGAGGGGGAACGCCGUUCCUGCCUAGCGUUCCCCCGAUUCCCCAUUUGUAUAAAUAGCAAUUCUUGUUCGAAUUUCCAGAAUUUUUUGGGACGAGCCCUCUUCUUGCAAACCCUAGUUUUGGUUGUAAGCUUGCUUAAACUCAAUUGCACUUCAUUUCUUAAUAUUAUUUGCAUCAAAUCUUGAAUCUAGCUUCAUUUAAUCCUUUAGAUUGCAUCAUUAUCAUAUUUUCCCUAAUCUCAUCCAUUGAUCUCACUUCAUGUCUAUGUCUAAUAUCUCUCCUAUGAAUAUGAAAUCUAGCAUGAGUGAGUAGUGGGAUUAGGGAUUGGGGGUGUUUGAGGAACAUCCAACCAUGUGAUGUGUUAGGUUUUGGGGUUUGAUUUGGGGGAAUUUGAGAAAUAUAUUAUGCACACAAUGUGUUUGUGAAAAUGCUUCUUUGUAUUUCUAAGACUUUGAUGGCCACAAUGUUCUUGGAUGAUGUUUUGGAUCCUCAAGGAGACUUGUAGAGUUCCUUUUGACACAUUCACACACACACUACCUUCCUCCAUGAGAAUGGGAGAAAGUAGGGGAAAUAAAUUGUUGGUUGGUCUUCUUUGCAUGACUUUGGAUUUCUAUUGGACCAUGAGAAUGGCCAAUAGGAGCCCUUAGUACCCCCUUGACCAUGAGAGUGGCAAGGGAACUUGUACCUAUCCCUUUGUUGCAUGACAUAUUCCCAAGUAUCCCCAUUUUGACCCCUUAUCCUUAAUCAUAGGUUGUUCCUUGUAUGCCCCCGCUUCCCUUCUAGUUUAAUUGUUAUUUACCCCCAUUGCAAUUUAGUUAUUCUCUUAAACUAAACAUACUUCGACUUGGCUAGCUUACAUGUUAGAUUUCUAGAUUGAUUUCACACUUGAUUUUCCAUAUACACCGUCCCGUGAGACGAUAUCCGGGACUUCCAUAUCCCGACACCCGUUGAGCUUCAUUGUGAAAAUGACUCAUCAAAUUUUGGCGCCGCUGCGUAGUGUAACUGCCUGCACUUGCUCCCCGGCAACGGCGCCAUUUGAUCGGUGUAUUUUAUAGUGAGUGAAGUAAAACGUAAUUGGCUAAUCCGAAGAAUAACCAGACCACAAGUAUCGUCUCUCAAGGAGUGGCAGAAAGGAAGUUUUAAAUACAGUCCGUGAUCACAGGCUAGCACAAGUCAUGGUAAUCUUUCCGAAUAAAUAUUUUUUUGAGUGGUUUAAAAAUAAAACUAACUAAUAGUGAGUGCAAAAUUAAAUAAAGAAAAAAAAAAACUAAAUUAAAUUGAUUCAGGAUAUUAAAACAGGGUUCAAAUUGGAUGGUUCGGGUUCUGGGUGUUCUUUCGGGAUUAGAAUUAAGUAAAUUGAUUUCCAAUUGUUCCUGGAAAGAAAAUGAAAUAAAUUCUCAUAGACAAGAAUUAAAUUAAAUUUUCACAAUCUUAACUUAUUUCUAAGAUCAGAUUGCUCGUAUAAGAUCUGAGCAAGUUUAACUCAAUUUCUCAUAGACAAGAAUUGAAUUAAAUCCAUACAUUCAUAUAUGAGGUGAUCAAAUUCAUAUACGCAGUUAAGUGUAAUCUUAUACAAUUUUCCAGAAAUUAAUUGAAUUUCAAAAAAACUAAACUGACACCCUCUAAGAACCCAUGAACCCUAGCCCCAAUUUAAACCCUAGAUGGAAUUAGCCACUCAUAAUAAAAAUUAACAUCACAAUAACAAUUAUAAACAUGAUAUGGAACUGGCAACAAAAACUGGAGUAUGACUAUUUAAUGGGAAAAAAAACUGAAAUUAUAAGUUGGAGAUAAACAAAUUCAAAAUUCAAUCCAAAAGUACGAACUAGUAAUGUAAAGUAUAAUUAAACUUACAAUGAUUACGUAGAAACUGAAUUGGAAGAAAUGGAACAAAAACAUGAAGAAAGAAAGCUGCUUGGUUUCUAGUUGGUGCUGCGGCUAUUCUAGGAAUAAAGAAGAAAAAAUCUGUUGCUAUCUUCUUGAUCAAGAACAGAACAAAAUUCCUCCUGCUGCUCGUUUGCGUGCUGAAUGAAUGAUUGGAAAACCUCUGCUGCGGCUAAAUGACUCCAGAAACGAAAGCAAAAACUGCAGCUAAACCUACGACUGCUUUUCUUGUGAUAGGAAUGAAUGAUUGGUGCGGCUGCUAGUAAAAAGAAACGAAAAAAUGUUGAUAAUCGAACUGCCCCUGCGGCUGAGGUUGUUUUCAGGGAGAAAACCCAGCUCCGUUUUUUCUCUUUUUGG
This is a messenger RNA of Cuscuta epithymum, 10200 nucleotides long. NCBI's taxonomy places the organism in Eukaryota, Viridiplantae, Streptophyta, Magnoliopsida, Solanales, Convolvulaceae. The record is from the annotation of a GenBank genome assembly.